AAUAUUGAACACAUUCAAAAAUAAUAUUACAUUUAUAUACAUAGUUCAAUAUUUAAUAUUCAUUUUUUAUCAAUUCAGUUUUGUUUCAUAGUAUUUUAUCCCCAUUAAAAAAAAUAACAUUAAAAUUCUCAGAAGCCGAUGGCUAAGUUAGGGUAAUAUAUAUGCUUGUUACUUUUAUUUAACUGAAACAGAGUGGAAUUUUGAUGACUUGCUAUUUAGGUUUGUGCUACCCAUAUAAUAAAGUAUUUAUAUCUGCUGAGCAAAUAAUGAAUUAACGAAUGACAUAUGCUAUGGAUAAGAGUGGUUACUAAUUGCUCAAUGCCAAUGUCAAUACUACGAGUAAACAAUUACAAGCCAUAAAUACUUUUGUUUAAUGAGACCUAGGGUAAAAAGGUUGAAGAAGAAAAUUACUCCCUUAGUUCUAAGUGCUCACUCGGUAAUAUCAAUUUUUGUAUACCAACUACUGCUAAGUGUAUCAUUAACUGUUUCAGAUAUGGGUAGAAGAAGUAUAUUUCCAUUAUUAUUCAUAUUUUGCAUGUAUGUUAAGAUAAUUCAAUGUGAUGAAUUAGCAAAAUGCUACACUCAACCAGUAGAAUCUUGUCCAUUACAAAAUAAAUGUAAAUGUGUUAAAACUGGAGAAUUGUCAUUCUGUUGUCAUUUGCAGUCAUAUGAAGAUUUGGUUAAGAACUUAGAGUGUUCAGGUCCUAGAUUACAACCAAUUACAGCACUUCAUAUUUACAACAUGACUACUGAUAAUUUUAACUUUGCAAAAAUGUCACCAGAAUUCAAUAAAUUGAUCUCAUUUUCUAUAACAAAUAGUUAUAUUAGAAGAAUUCUUGGUCGAUUUCCGCAUACAAAUGAAAUUACUUGCCUAAAUAUGUCAAAUAAUGCUUUUGGUUCAGAAUGGCAAGAACCAUUAGCUUUUGAAAAUCUUAAAUAUUUAGCUAGGUUAGAUUUAUCUAAUAUAAAUAUAACUAGGUUGCCUUCUAUAAAAAUUCAAGUACCACAUUUUUGGCUGGAUGUUUCAAAUAACAAAAAGAUGCACUGUGACAGUAUUUUAGAUCUUAUGAAAAGUUGUAUUGGAUUAAAAAACAAACCAUUUUUUAUCAAUCCAAAUGAAACAUUUUGUUUGUCAUCGAUAGGAUUUCAUUGGUUUAACUCUACAGAAAAAUUAGCUUUAAGUCAAGUAGAAAUUAUUAACAAGAUAUUUGAAGAUUGUCCUCAAAAUUGUUCUUGUAAAUCAUAUGGAUAUGAUAUGGUACAGGAUACUAGUACAUUGCACACUGUACAAGUAGAUUGUUCGUAUAAACAACUUUCAAAUCUACCAGAAAACCUCCCAGAAAAUACAGUGCUAUUAAAUGUUACUAAUAAUAAUAUUACCAGUAUAGAGACAUUGAUAUCCGAUCAUACAUAUAAAACACUGAGAUAUUUGUACGCAGACGAAAAUAAGAUAUCUAAUAUUUUAUCACUUGAAGGUUCAACUUUUAUAGAUAACUUUCUUGUAUUGAGCUUAAGACUAAAUCAAUUGAAAUCGAUACCUAUGUAUAUACUACAAAAUUCGUUUAUCAAAGAGUUUGAAGGACAUAUUGUUAAAUUAGGUGGAAAUGAACUUCAAUGUGAUUGUAGUACUGUACAAUCGUUAAAGAUAUGGUUGUUAUCAAAUCGUCUUCAUAUUCCAGAUUAUGAUGAAAUUUUAUGUGAUAAUUUUCAGUACAAAUUAAAAGUAAUAGAUUUGGAUCAAAAAUUGGCUUGUAUUACACAAGCCGACUGGACACAUUACAUGUAUUAUGUCAUUGUUGCUGAAUUGUCAGUACUUUUGCUGUUAAUUGGAAAAGUAUCUUAUGAUUAUUGGGUGUUUAAAACAGCUGGAUAUCUGCCAUGGCCUGCGUCUAAAAUGCCAAAACUCCCAUGUGAUUGGGUAUUUGAAUAAUGCAUUAGUGCUUUAUGCCCUUAAGGAAAAUUAUAAUACCUGUUAGUAAUCUAUAAGAAGACUGUUUAUGUGAGCUAUUAAUUUUUUAUUUAAACGCUACAUAUGUUAACUAUAAGUUACCUUUAUGCAUUAAAUACUGUGCCUUCAUAAACAAUUAAUUUUUAUUAUU
This is a messenger RNA of Sipha flava (yellow sugarcane aphid), 2099 nucleotides long. RefSeq names its product protein halfway (gene hfw). The record is from RefSeq and is a predicted model, not a curated record. NCBI's taxonomy places the organism in Eukaryota, Metazoa, Arthropoda, Insecta, Hemiptera, Aphididae. The transcript has 9 exons. Gene Ontology annotation, molecular function: protein binding. The coding region runs from base 374 to 1930 and encodes 518 amino acids.